AUGACAAGACAAUGUUUAGAGUUACAUCACUUGCGUGGGCUGUUGCAGGGAUUGUUGCAGAAGGACUACUGGCCAGCCCACGUACUGACGGUGGUCUUCCUGAUGGCUGACCUGGUGGUGGUAGCGCGUCUCAAGUUCUCAAUCCCUGACAAGAGGAUGACUCCAAGUGCCGUCCAUCGGGCCCUUUGGCAGCCGCAUGUUGUCCUCAUACUGAUAACACUGGUGGUGAUCGGGACAACGUGUGGAGUGUUGUGGACCUUCCAGUUCCUGCUGGUGGAGGAUGUGGCUCUGCAGUGGGACCCAGACUUCCCACACUUGAAGUUGCUGCUGGGACUGGUGCUGGGGGUACAGUGCUUCCUGGCGGAGGUGCCAUUCUUCUUCCUAGCAGGUCGCAUCAUCAAGAGGAUCGGUCACGCUAACGCCUUUCUCAUCUCCCUGGUGGGGUUUGCUGUGAGGCUCAACCUCUACUCCGUCAUUAGCAACCCCUGGUGGUUCCUGCCAGCUGACAUCCUUCACGGCAUCUCCUUUGGCAUCUCCUACCCCUGUUUAACCUCAUACGCCAGUGUAAUCUCUCCCCCGGGAGCUGCUGCUACCACACAAGCCAUUUUUGGAGCUGCGUUCUUUGGUGGUACUGGCUUGGGCGGCCUAGUCGGUGGGCGGUUGUUCCAGGAACUGGGCGGCCGCAAAGCUUUCUUGACUGUGGGAGUCUUCAGCGGCGUCUACGCUCUUGUCUUCAUAGCGACGCAUAUCCUCUUGAAGCGUCUGUGUCCUGCUAAUGCAACGCGCGAUGUCGACAGCGAAUCAGCAUAUGAGGAAGGAAUCAGGGAAAAGAGCGUGGAAGAGGAGGAAGUCACGAGCAAGGAAGGAGAAGAUAAGGAAGAGGCAGAUAAGGUGGAAAUAGAAGAGGUGGGAUUAGUGGAGAGAAAGUCCCAUGUCUCCCCCAGCGAGAGUUCCUAAUGAUACACUAGCUGAAGGGGACAAUAACAACCUGAUUGGCCAAAAACCAGCCUCAACCACUCCCUCCGCUGAAUGACUCACACGGGUUUGUUGCUUCAUAUAAUUAAAAAUAAUAAUAAUAAUAAUAAUAAUAAUAAUAAUAAUAAUAAUAAUAAUAAUAAUAAAGGUAUGUGUACUUGUGUCUACUGAAUACCGACCACUGAAAAUUUUCAAAAAAAUCGUAAUUCUGUAAGAUUUGUAAAAUAAAAUGAAGCGUUUGAAA
Cherax quadricarinatus is the source of this 1219-nucleotide messenger RNA. Lineage: Eukaryota; Metazoa; Arthropoda; Malacostraca; Decapoda; Parastacidae. The record is from RefSeq and is a predicted model, not a curated record.